Molecule: messenger RNA, 1536 nt
Organism: Zophobas morio
Lineage: Eukaryota; Metazoa; Arthropoda; Insecta; Coleoptera; Tenebrionidae
Exons: 10
Coding region: 1-1536 (511 amino acids)
Source: RefSeq, a predicted model, not a curated record
AUGGAUGCAAGGGAUGAAAAGAUGAAUGCAACAAAAGAAGAGAUGAACGAAAAAAUGGACGCAAGAAUGGAAAAGAUGGAGGGAAAAAUAGACAAGCAAAAAGAUGCCAUAAUCACCAGCCUAAAUGAAAAAUUCCAAAUAGAAGUGGAAGCAAACAAAUAUGAAAUAACAGGAAUUAAAGAACAAAUGAAGGACGUAGAAACAAAUUUGGAUGGUAGGGAUCUAGGGUUUCUAGGUAUUCUAGGGAGGCCAAAGAUUUCACAGCUUCUAGAGAUUCUAGAAAUUUCAGAGAUUCCAAAGAUUCAAGCGCGUGAAGAGACUCAAGAGAUUCAAGAAACUUUAGAGAUUCAAGAGAUUUCGUGUCCUAGGGAUUUUAGGGAUGGUAGGGAUCUAGGGUUUCUAGAUAUUCUAGGGAGGCCAAAGAUUUCACAGCUUCUAGAGAUUCUAGAAAUUUCAGAGAUUCCAAAGAUUCAAGCGAGUGAAGAGACUCAAGAGAUUCAAGAGAUUUCGUGUCCUAGGGAUUUUAGAGAUGGUAGGGAUCUAGGGUUUCUAGGCAUUCUAGGGACGCCAAAGAUUUCACAGCUUCUAGAGAUUCUAGAAAUUUCAGAGAUUCCAAAGAUUCAAGCGAGUGAAGAGACUCAAGAGAUUCAAGAAACUUUAGAGAUUCAAGAGAUUUCGUGUCCUAGGGAUUUUAGGGAUGAUAGGGAUUUAGGGUUUCUAGGUAUUCUAGAGAGGUCAAAGAUUUCACAGCUUCUAGAGAUUCUACAAAUUUCAGAGAUUCCAAAGAUUCAAGCGAGUGAAGAGACUCAAGAGAUUCAAGAGAUUUCGUGUCCUAGGGAUUUUAGGGAUGGUAGGGAUCUAGUGUUUCUAGGUAUUCUAGGGAGGCCAAAGAUUUCACAGCUUCUAGAGAUUCUAGAAAUUUCAGAGAUUCCAAAGAUUCAAGCGAGUGAAGAGACUCAAGAGAUUCAAGAAACUUUAGAGAUUCAAGAAAUUUCGAGAUUCAAGAUAUUCCAGAGAAUCACGAGAUUCCAGAAAGUCGAGAGAAUCCGGAUUCUAGAAAUUCCAGAGAUUCCAGAGGUUAAAGAAAUUCUAAAGAUUCUAGAGAUUCUGGAGUUUUUAGAGAUUAAGGAUUCCAAGGAUUCCGUACAUUACAAAGAUUCUACAGUUUAUAAAGAUCCCAAGGAUGGUAGGGAUCUAGGGUUUCUAGGUAUUCUAGAGAGGCCAAAGAUUUCACAGCUUCUAGAGAUUCUAGAAAUUUCAGAGAUUCCAAAGAUUCAAGCGAGUGAAGAGACUCAAGAGAUUCAAGAAACUUUAGAGAUUCAAGAGAUUUCGAUUCCACAGAUCCCGAAGAUAGCGAAGAUUCUGAAGAUUCUAGAGAUUCUAGAAGUUCCGGAGAUUCCAGAAGUUCAAGCGAGUGAAGAUACUCAAGAAAUUCAAGAGAUUCCAAUAGUCAAGAGAAUGCGAAUUCCAGAAAUUCCAGAGAAUCCAGAGAUUUCAGAAGUUAAAGAAAUUCUAAAGAUUCUGGAGAUUCUGUAG